Molecule: messenger RNA, 828 nt
Organism: Tachysurus fulvidraco (yellow catfish)
Lineage: Eukaryota; Metazoa; Chordata; Actinopteri; Siluriformes; Bagridae
Product: circumsporozoite protein-like
Exons: 1
Coding region: 1-828 (275 amino acids)
Source: RefSeq, a predicted model, not a curated record
AUGUUUAUGUACCAUGUAUCAUCCAUCCUGAGACUCCUCACUCCUGAUCUCACACCAGAUCUCACACCAGAUCUCACUCUUGAUCUCACACCAGAUCUCACUCCUGAACCUAAUCCAGAUCUCAGUCCUGAACCUAAUCCAGAUCUCACUCCUGAACCUAAUCCAGAUCUCACUCCAGAUCUCACUCCUGAUCUCACACCAGAUCUCACACCAGAUCUCACUCCUGAUCUCACACCAGAUCUCACUCCUGAACCUAAUCCAGAUCUCACUCCUGAACCUAAUCCAGAUCUCAGUCCUGAACCUAAUCCAGAUCUCAGUCCUGAACCUAAUCCAGAUCUCACUCCUGAACCUAAUCCAGAUCUCACUCCAGAUCUCACUCCUGAUCUCACACCAGAUCUCACUCCUGAUCUCACACCAGAUCUCACUACUGAACCUAAUCCAGAUCUCACUCCUGAACCUAAUCCAGAUCUCACUCCUGAUCUCACACCAGAUCUCACUCCUCAUCUCCCACCAGAUCUCACUCCUGAUCUCACACCAGAUCUCACACCAGAUCUCACUCCUGAUCUCACACCAGAUCUCACUCCUGAACCUAAUCCAGAUCUCACUCCUGAGCCUAAUCCAGAUCUCACUCCUGAUCUCACACCAGAUCUCACUCCUGAACUUAAUCCAGAUCUCACUCCUGAACCUAAUCCAGAUCUCACACCAGAUCUCACCCCUGAUCUCACACCAGAUCUCACUCCUCAUCUCACACCAGAUCUCACUCCUGAUCACACCCCAGAUCUCACUCCUGAACCUAAUCCUAAACCACACCCCAGAACUCACUCCUGA